AUGGAAAUGAUGCAGGACGGAAGCUUUUUGUGGGAUGAAAAAGAACAAGGAAUUGUGCUUGGGGCUGAGUACUAUGGGUUUGUUGCGACACAGUUGUUAGGUGGAAGACUGGCGGAGAUCAUUGGGGCGAAAUGGGUGAUAGGCAUGGGUGUGUUUGGAGCCUCUUUGUUAACUCUCCUGGAACCAUCUGCAGCUCAGUUGGGAAUCGGCCCUCUAGUGGCGGCUCGAGUCAUAGAAGGAACGGGAAAGGGAGUUAUAGUUCCGGCCAAGUAUGCUCUCCUGGCUAGUUGGGUUCCUGUGCAUGAACGGUCAGUGUUAGUGGUCGUCACUGGACAAGGAGCCAUGUUUGGCUUGCUAAUCACUAUGCCUCUUCCUGGUAUCAUCUGCAAGCAUCUAGGAUGGAAGUAUGCUUUUUAUUUUUACGGGAGUCUUGGGUGUCUGUGGUCCGUGUUUUGGAUGUGGUAUGUCCACAAUAGCCCUGAAGAACAUCCAUACAUGAGUGAAGAAGAACGAAGCUAUAUUUUAAAACAUCGCCAAUCAGGAAAAAGAUCGAGUCAG
This is a messenger RNA of Limulus polyphemus (Atlantic horseshoe crab), 558 nucleotides long. RefSeq names its product sialin-like. NCBI's taxonomy places the organism in Eukaryota, Metazoa, Arthropoda, Merostomata, Xiphosura, Limulidae. The transcript is spliced from 4 exons. The record is from RefSeq and is a predicted model, not a curated record. Gene Ontology annotation, biological process: monoatomic anion transport; transmembrane transport. Gene Ontology annotation, molecular function: transmembrane transporter activity. The annotation marks the transcript as partial.